Messenger RNA from Vicia villosa (hairy vetch), 606 nucleotides. RefSeq lists its product as uncharacterized. NCBI's taxonomy places the organism in Eukaryota, Viridiplantae, Streptophyta, Magnoliopsida, Fabales, Fabaceae. Bases 1 to 606 code for a protein of 201 amino acids. The transcript is spliced from 2 exons. The record is from RefSeq and is a predicted model, not a curated record.
AUGGUCUUUAAUGCUUUGGAGAUGUUCUUAGGUGGGAUUGUGGUGGGAGGUGUGGAUCGCGACAAAGUUGAGUGGAAAGGAGAUGAUGGAGGCGUACUUAUGGUUGCUUCUUGCUAUGGCUUCUAUGCUUCUUUUCGUACUCCUUAUGGUCCUCCAAAUAAGUUUGAUUGCUCUUUGGAAAAAAUUUGGAAGAUGGAGGUUCCUUACAAGAUAAGAACAUUCGGUUGGAGACUUUGUGUAAAUAGGCUUCCUUUGAAGGACUUAUUGAAGGUUAGAGUGAAGUAUAUUUGGAAAGAAAUAGCGCUUUGGGUGGAUAAACCGUACGUUUCGGAGGAGGAGUGCCUUUCGUGUUUUUGGGAUUGGUAUUCUUUUUGUAAAGGGAAGAAUUUAAGGGAGAAAAAGAGGGGAGUCAUUUGGCUUGCAACAACUUGGACGAUUUGGCUUAUUCGGAAUGGGGUGCGCUUUCGAAACGACGAGUGGAAUGUCAACGACAUGGUUUGGAGUAUUAAAUUUUUGGUGUGGAAAUGGAAUUGCAUAGGUGAUAUUACAUACCCCAAUUCUAACUUUUACGAAUUUAGUAAAGAUCCUUUACUAUUUAUAUCGUAA